This is a messenger RNA of Volvox carteri f. nagariensis, 2488 nucleotides long. RefSeq lists its product as uncharacterized. The record is from RefSeq and is a predicted model, not a curated record. The transcript is spliced from 11 exons. Lineage: Eukaryota; Viridiplantae; Chlorophyta; Chlorophyceae; Chlamydomonadales; Volvocaceae. Bases 1110 to 2408 code for a protein of 432 amino acids.
GACGCCUCCUUAUCCCCGAGGAGGGGGCCGAUGUCGCGGUGCGCGCCCCGUCUAUCGCCCGACGGGGAGGGCAGCUCUAACCCGCAGCGUGUGGGGGCCCUCCAACUGGGCUAAACGUCAGCAAGACGCCUCCUUAUCCCCGAGGAGGGGGCCGAUAUCGCGGUGCGCGCCCCGUCUAUCGCCCGACGGGGAGGGCAGCUCUAACCCGCAGCGUGUGGGGGCCCUCCAACUGGGCUAAACGUCAGCAAGACGCCUCCUUAUCCCCGAGGAGGGGGCCGAUAUCGCGGUGCGCGCCCCGUCUAUCGCCCGACGGGGAGGGCAGCUCUAACCCGCAGCGUGUGGGGCCCCUCCAACUGGGCUAAACGUCAGCAAGACGCCUCCUUAUCCCCGAGGAGGGGGCCGAUAUCGCGGUGCGCGCCCCGUCUAUCGCCCGACGGGGAGGGCAGCUCUAACCCGCAGCGUGUGGGGGCCCUCCAACUGGGCUAAACGUCAGCAAGACGCCUCCUUAUCCCCGAGGAGGGGGCCGAUAUCGCGGUGCGCGCCCCGUCUAUCGCCCGACGGGGAGGGCAGCUCUAACCGGCAGCUACUUGGACGCGGCCUAUCCAUACGUCGAGGUAGCCUGAGCCAACGUCCGGACCUUCCCACAAGCCGCCCCUGCAACCCCAGUAGACAACAUACCCGUCAGCCCGACGCUACCAUUUACUGCAACCUGGAAUCACGGUUUCGCACUGUCAACAUUUGCAACAACGGCUGCGCAUCAAGAGAACCACAAAAGCACAUUCCCUCAGCCCUAAUCACACACGCUCCUCAUGCAAUCCACCAACCACCCAAACAACUCGAUGCCACAUUCUAGGUUGGCCGGAUAUGGUGUGUUCAAUUCCGCAGCCUAUGGGCGUCGCCCAUAUGCGUUGCCUAGCUGUCACGGCAAGGUCACAACCCAAGCUAGGCAUUGUAAAUAUCCUGGUAUUUGCCCGGGAUAGGUGCCACAGUGCUCAAGCAAAAUUAGGUUCGUCCGUUUGGUCCUAACACGUAUCACGCGUUUAUGUCCGCCAGGCUCCGACCGCUCACUGUCCAUCCAGGUAGAAUCACCUUUUCGCUCGCAAUACAUAAUGCCGCACUCUCACAACGCUGUGACGUUAUACCCAACAGAUGCUCCGAGGUCCUGCAGCUGUCCGGUGCCGGCCGAGCCGGCUGUAAGAGCAGAAACAAUAGCAGCAGCAGCCAUGGAGGCGGCGGCAUCUAGCAGCACUUCCGCUCCGGCCCAGCAGCAGCAGCAGCAGCAGCAGGCGGGGCCAGAGAGGCAAACGGUGCCCCCCACGCUGGUGAUGAGUCGCAGACGGGCGGUGGGGCUACUGGCUGCUGCACUGCUGACGGGGCCGCUGCUGUCGUCAUAUGUAGAUACGGCAUCUGCAUCACCACAGCCACCGGUGUCCGUGGCGAGCGACGGAGGCCUCCCUCCGAAGCCGGAGCUGGGGGCCGCUGAGGGGGCUGAGGAGGUCUUCUGCUACGUGGUUCCGGAGCCUUUGGACGAGCGGAAGGUGGUUGAGGGGGCCCUAUUGCCUGGCUCCUCCGCCGCAGCGGGGGGUUACUACAGUUCUCUGGCCGCUGCGGUGGCUGCAUGUCCCGAGGGGGCUGUGGUGCUCGUGGCGGCGGGAAGAUACCGCGAGAGGCUGGUGCUGUCGCGGCCGAUUACUGUGAGGACCUGGCCCAAGGGAGCCCGAGUGGAGGUGGUUUGGGAGACUUCGGAGCCGUACCAAAGUACGGUAGAGGUCAGCGCACCCACAGCGGGUCCCGCCUCCGGAGACGGGGGGCCGGGUCGCGGUGGACGGUCCUCCGGCGGGCAGAGGGGGGCGGAGGGGGUUGUCCUGGAGGGCCUUACGAUACGGCACUCGUCCAAGUCGGUGGCCAACAACUUCGGUGUGUUCAUUCGGGGCGGUUCCCCCCGGCUGCUGGAUUGUGAUAUCAGCAGCGCCACCGGAGCGGGAGUGGGGGUGGAAGGGGCGAGCCCGCAGGCAAGUACGGCGAUAAUGGAUUGCCGUAUUCAUGACUGUGCCCGCCAAGGCAUCGCAAUUUUUGGGGGAUUGCCUGUGGAAUUCGACCUGGAUCCCGCCAUUGAUCCGGGGCUACUGUACGGCAUGACGGGCGGUACCGUGCAGGGCUGUGACGUGUACGGCAACUCCCUUGACGGAGUACUGGUUCGCAGUGGGGCCUCUCCCGAUCUGCUGGACAACCUGAUCCACAACAACGGCGGCUUUGGGGUCAACCUGCAGGACUGCGCUGGACGGUACGAACGCAACAUGGUGUACGACAACGCACGUGGUUCUCUGGCGGUCAGCUCGUUGUUCGAGUUGGACCCGGGGGACCUGGCGGGGAGCAACAGUCUGAGGGGCCUUAUGCGGCGCCUGUGAGCUUUUUGGGGCCGGCUUUUGGAUCCGCCGCAAGGUUAAUUGGUGGUCAAAAUGUGUAAAAAUGAUUAAUACAGGAUGCG